Messenger RNA from Ectocarpus siliculosus, 1484 nucleotides. The record is from the annotation of a GenBank genome assembly. Lineage: Eukaryota; Phaeophyceae; Ectocarpales; Ectocarpaceae.
AUGGUUGCCUCCUCCAACAUGUUCCUUGGCACUGCCGCCACCCUCAUCGCCUCUUCGACUGCCUUCGUCGCACCGAUGGCCGUGCGAUCUGCGGCGCCCGCGUCCUCAGCUUCGGCCCUCAAGAUGAGCGCUGGAUCGGACUACGUUGCAACCCUGCCGGGAGCUCCCUUCGGCGAUGGAAAGAUCUUCGACCCCCUCGAGCUGUCCGAUGGCGCUGAACCUGGAGAGAUCAAGCUCUGGCGUGAGGCCGAAAUCAAGCACGGGCGUGUGGCUAUGCUCGCGACGGUUGGCGUCAUUGUGGCGGAGCAAUACCACCCUCUCUUCAUGGGCCCCGACUACAUCGGCCCUGCAGUGGACCACUUCCAGGAGAUCAGCGCGCAAUUCCCCGAGUUCUGGGCUUUCUCCCUGCUCGGCAUGGCCUUCAUCGAGUACAACACCAUCACCAAGGCAUAUGCUGAGCCCAGCCCCGUUACCGGUGAGGGUGGCCUCAGGGAUGAGUACAGCCCGGGAGACCUUGGCUUCGACCCCCUCAACCUCAAGCCUAAGGACCAGGCGGGCCUGGAGAAGAUGCAGACCAAGGAGCUUAACAACGGGCGCCUCGCCAUGAUCGGCAUCGCCGGCAUGUUGGUGCAGGAGCUGGUCAACCCGGCCGACAUCCUCGGCUAAACGGAAUGGGAGGAACGGGGUCGCUUUUGCGGCCAAGCCUGACCGCAAAUCGGUCUGUACAUAGAAGGGAGACAGCCCAACAAACGUGCCGUGUACUGCUGCGUUGCAUACAUACGUGUUCGUUCCUUGAGAGAACGAAUUAAUGGGUGUUAGCACUGCACUGGUCAAAUACAACAAGGAAAGAACGGAUGCACGUGUGUCUGUUGGAUGUCUUUUUUCUUUUCAGUACAUGGUGACCCUCCACGUGUAACGAACCCUGAAGAGAUUUCGGCUGGUUCUUUUGGCUGACGUGGCGACUUCCGUGGGUUCAUUUCGUAUAUUUAGUUGGUCAAAGAAAACACAUGAUGCUUCCUUGAAACACACCUGUAGUUUGAAACGUUUUUUACUCGUUCAGUCCUUGUUGAUGGCAUAUCCUCGGUUUUCACAGUAAAAGAAGGGGGCCCAGAAGGCUGAGGGGUCGUGUUAUCUGACCGGAUGCAUUUUUAAUAACGUGCCAGCAGACGCGCGAGAUUGUCAUACACCCGCUCUGGCCCUCUUGUGGAAGACAUGGUCUUAAGCCUGAUUUGAAUGGAGUGUAGUCAAUAGUUCGCACGUGCCUCCUGCGGUGCGCUUUCUCCGACAGGGACUUAGACCUGUGACGGAGACACAACACUCCGUAGACUGAUUCGAGUGGUAGUGUCGCGGCGGAGGGAACGAUAUGAGUGGUGACUGGCGGUGUGGGCAUGUAGAGGUUUCAGGUCUGUCGGGUGACUUUCCCCGAGAAAAGAAAGAGGCAAUAUUCUGUUGAAAAGAUGAUACAUCCGUUAAGUUCGCUGCUG